CGAAGAACAAAAGAACAGAGUGUGCUUCACGCAGCCGAUCGCGGACCUCUCGUCGCCGCUUACUGUUUUACUGCGGCAAGCAGUCCGUCUGUUCAGCGCGCGGGUUUAGGGUCGCGCAGGCACGAGAAAAAACGAACGAAAAUAAUUUAUGAAUCUUCCAAAUCGUUAUAUUAUAUAUUUAUAUCCAAAACAUUAUAAAUCAUUUUGGAGUACCUAGCGUACAUUAUUAUUGCCUAUUAACUUAUUAUUCUUUCGUUUUUUUUUCUUCCGUUCGCGUAUUUAGUUUUGAUGUACAAAGGCAGUCAGCGGCGCACAAAGUCUACCAGAACAGAAUUCUUUCGCAGUGCCGGGACAAAGGACUCGAGCAGGAGACUGAGGAUACAAAGUCAAGGAUAUUUAAACGAAACAGGACGAAAAAAAAGUUGUUGCCAUGCCGUCGCUUUUAGAAGCGAUCGUAGAGAAGUACGAAUGUUUUGAAGAUGAUACGUUCGAUCAGAUGCCUAUAGCAAUAUAUGUGCCACGUAAAAAUCCCAGGAAUAUGAUACCUAAUUUAUUGGUAUUAAAUGACUGUGACAUUGAUUCGGCCGGACAAGAAUCCGACUUGAGAGAUAAAUGCCAUGGUGUUGAAGAAUUGGAUUUAGCUCAGAACUGUUUGUCUAGAUGGAGUGAAAUAUUCAAAAUAUUACAUAUUAUGCCGAGACUGAAAUUCGCCAAUCUAAGUUUUAACAAUUUAAGUUCUGAUAUAAAUAGCGCGAUUGAGGUUUGCGACGACACUGGAGAAACAUACCCGUGUUUGAAGAGUAUUGUGUUGAAUUCUACAAAUAUUACAUGGCGCAGCUUUAGGCACAUAUUAAAACGAAUACCUAUGGUCGAAGAAAUACACUUGAGUAUGAAUAAUUACGACGUUAUCGACUUGGAUGACGACGAACAUUGUCAACAUAUUCAAAUGCCCUCAGUGAAAAGGUUACAUUUUACAGGAAACCCUGUGUCUACGUGGUCUGAAGUGUGUAAACUAGGUCGAGCAUUUCCAAAUCUUGAAUCGUUGGUGCUUGCUGAAUGUCCCUUGCAGUCACUUAUGACUCCACCACCUUCGCCGGAUUCUCACCUAGGACUGUUGUCCUACCCAAGACAAGGAAGUGGAUUUUGCAAUAUGACAUUGGAUUCGCCACACGAUGCAUUUACACAUCUUAGAUUCCUAAAUCUAAACAGAACUUUAAUUAGAACGUGGGACGACGUUGACAUCCUGGGACGCUUUCCUGCAUUAAGAUACCUAAGGAUACAAGGCUGCCCGAUAUUCGAAGAAAACUCUGAAAGACAAGAAUACACAGAACACGAACGCAGACAGUUGUUGAUUGCACGAUUAACGUGCAUACAAACUUUGAAUGGUGGAGCAGAAAUUACAGCUGAUGAUAGAGAAGAUGCUGAACGGUUUUUAAUAAGAUAUUACAUGGAUAAGCCUGAAAACGAACGACCAGAAAGGUAUAAUGAAUUGGUUCAAGUUCACGGAAAACUUGAUCCUUUAGUAAAUAUAGACUUGACACCUGAAAGUAAAGUUCAGGUGAAGAUUAUUUGUGGUGACAAAUGUGAACAACAUAUUUUAGAUGUAUAUCAGACCGUAAACGAACUCAAACAAAAAUUUGAAAAAUUUUCCGGUAUACCAGCACACCGUAUGCGGGUGUUUUAUAUGGAUCAACAUGUGUGUUCAGUUAUUGGUCCCGAAGAAAUGAAGUUUCCAAACAAGAGAUUAUACAGUUACAACAUAGUUAAAGGAGAUCAGAUAAUAGUCGAUUCAAAAAAAUGAAAUCUUUUACGAGCACGCGCAAAAAUACUGUGAAUUAUUCAGCGAUGAGUGACCUGUGAUAUAAAAAUAUUAAAUAUAUAUGAAUACACAAUAUUAUGAUUAGUUCUAUAAUUUUUAAAUUAAACUUAAUUAUUAUUUUUAUAUACUAGUCAGUAGAAGAGAGUACAGGUUCCCAAUAUUGGAGAUUUAAUAUUUAAAAAUAAUAAUCUUAUUAUUGUAAUCUUGGCGGCUUGUACUUGUUCUGCUUAAGUACACAAAAAUAUGUUUUAAUCAAAACCUAUUAAAUAUUUACAGUAUUUAAACAUUUGAACAAUAGGUGUAUGUACCAUUAUAUGUAUACUUUUAAUUCAAGACUUAGUAUAAUAAUUUAGUUAUAUGAUUGGACUUUAGUGUGUAAUACUAAUACUAGACUUGUAAUUCAACUUUUUUAGAAAGAUAAAGACUCAUUUACUUAAUUAUAAAUUAUAAUAACAAUUAAA
Messenger RNA from Acyrthosiphon pisum (pea aphid), 2280 nucleotides. It is a transcript of the gene mlt, whose product is annotated as tubulin folding cofactor E like protein mlt. The record is from RefSeq and is a predicted model, not a curated record. The coding region runs from base 431 to 1801 and encodes 456 amino acids. The transcript has 8 exons. NCBI's taxonomy places the organism in Eukaryota, Metazoa, Arthropoda, Insecta, Hemiptera, Aphididae. Gene Ontology annotation, molecular function: protein binding.